Molecule: messenger RNA, 1509 nt
Organism: Ambispora leptoticha
Lineage: Eukaryota; Fungi; Glomeromycota; Glomeromycetes; Archaeosporales; Ambisporaceae
Source: the annotation of a GenBank genome assembly
GUUCAGAUUAAUCAUAAUUCUCCUGUCGUGCAAGGAGUCGUGCAAGGAGCAAAUCAAAUCAACUUGAUGCUUCAAAGUGCCCGUGAGAUCGCAAACAAUUAUCUUCUCCCAGAAUUUCAACUUCCCACCAUUGUCAUCAUUGGAGAAACAGGUGUUGGUAAAAGUACGCUGGGCAAUAUGGUACUUGGUUUAGGUCCAGAAAAUGAAAAAUUUCGGACUUCGGAUUCUGGUGAUUCCGUUACUCAGUAUUGUGAGUUCGCUCCAGUGACGAUUGAUGAUUCUCAGUAUAUUCUUCUUGAUACGCCUGGAUUUAUUGAUUCAGCUAUGCCAGAUUCCAAAACGUGGAAAAAACUUGGAGCUGUGAUCAACAAAUGCGCUUAUGGCGUCAAAGCCGUACUCUUGGUGAUGGCUGCGGGAAGAUACACUCAAUCUCACCAAAUCGUGGUCGAGUCAGCAAUCAACUUUCUAGGAUAUCAAAGUCUGGAUCACAUCAUUGUCGUAUUCACCAAAUGUUCAAAAAAGCAAAUCCAGGAUCCACAAGUAUUGCUCGAUGGUCUUUCCAAAAAACAAAAGGAGCUUCUUGAACGAGUUCACGAUCGCUGGAUUAUCGUUCCGAAUCCCGAUUACUUUGACGCAGAUAGUCCAGAAACGGUCGAGAAUUUGACGAAAUUGAAAAAACAUAUCAACUCGAUUAAUGACAUUUACACUAAGUCGAUAUUUCAGUCAGUAAAAGAUGCGCAGCAGCAAAGGUUGUUGCAACUCCAGGGUGAAAUUGAAGCAUCGUUCCAGGCUUAUGAUCAGGAACGUCUGGUUGAUGGUGAUGACUUAGCGAAAGAACGUUUCCAAGAACGUAUGGCGAAAAUUCGAGCCGAGAUGGAUGAGACUGGUAUCACAAGAGCUGCUCAGUUAGCAAAGAGUAAUGGGUGCUUUAGUUUGGAUACUAUGGUUACACUGGAAAAUGGAAAAAGUCUGAGUUUGAAUGAAGUGAAAGUUGGGGAACGUAUUCUAAGCCAUACAAAAGAUGGACGACUUGAAUAUUCGGAAGUUUAUAUGAUUGCUCAUUACAACGCUGAUGAGCCAACUGAAUUCUUGCAGAUUGCCUUCUCUAAUGGAGUAAAUAAAGGAAAAUUAAACUUAACGCCAACUCAUCACAUUCGAAUGGCCGAUGGCUCGUUCCAAUAUGCAAACCGAAUUCAUCCCGAAAAAUCAAACCUUUUGUCCAUAAUCGAGAAUAAAUUGGUGCCGACCGAGAUCGUCUCGAUUGAACAUGUCAUUAAAAGAGGAUACAUUUGUGUUUUCACUCAUAGUGGCACCAUCAUUGCCGAUGGUAUCCAAUGUUCUUGUUAUAGUAACUGUAUCCCAUAUCAGAACAUUAUUCAUCUCGUGCUCUCCCCGCUACGUCUCUACUCAAAAGUUGGUCGUAUUCAGGGGGAUGGCCAAGCAAUGCAUCCGUAUCUUAAGAUACUGAAGACAAUGUAUGAUUUUGGUAGAAUGAAAAUAAGAGGAUAA